GUAUUUAAUACAGCAUCAGGCCAGGGAUCGGUAACAGAAGCGGACAUUGCCCCUGUCGUGGAGGUGGCUGCUAAUAAAUCAGUUGCUCCGCAAAAGAAACCCGUCGGUGCUCUUGAAGAAAACGCUAUAUUAUCCACAACACCGGUGAGAUCAGCAAGACACCCAACAGUAAGGGACGUGAUUCCUGGCUUAGCAUGGGACUACGUGCUAAACUACCUGAUGCCGAAUCUGAAUCAUGAUCACAAUAAUUUUCAAGACAAAAUAGAAACUUAUCUUGAUAAUAAUUCGAUCAAGUGCGGAUGUAUCAAGAAACUGAUGAUUGUCUGGGUGAAAUCCUGUGACUUGGAAAGGCUGUUGACGGAAGUGGCAAACGAAGGUGACAGUAAUCGCCAGGUGCAACUUUUGGAUGAUAUCAGUAUUUCCGACCAGACUUGUUCACCUUUCACCUUGCAUGUCUUCAAAUUCACAAAUGCUGAAACAAAAUUUGAGCGGUGUUUCCUAGCUGGAUAUUGCGCAUAUAUGAAAUGCAUUCAGACGAUGAAGACAGAGUUUAACGACAUUGCGUCUUCAUCCGUGUUAGAUCAAGGACAGUUGUUCAAGAAAAUGUUUGACGAGAUCAUGUCUAUUAAAGCAAUACAAGAACAAUUCCGCAAAUUCAAAGUAUCACUGAUAUACUUUGAUGAUGACAAGGGUAAAAGUCAAAGAGGAAGACUAAUUGACAUGUUGGACAAAGAGAUUCGCAGGUCAAACCCAGUGAUAUAUCUAAAAACAAGAGCACAGAUAAGCGCACAUUUCCAAAAUGAAACUUAUCAACCUGCUCAACAGAACGUUACACCAUUGUGAAUCAGUGAUAUAUUCUAAAAAGGAAACACCGAUACACAUUGAGCGAAACAUCGUUUUUAGACCGUUCAAUUCACUUGUUUCAAAUUAUGAACUUUAAGGUACUUAUUAAUAAAUGUAUGCUGCAAGACAACAUAUAACGAAACAAAAGUGGUAAAUUUUAAUUAAAAUACGUAAUGACUCACUAAUUCGCGAUUAGUGUUAGUUUUAUGGCUCUUUAGUAUUAACCCCGUCAAAUUCUAGCUAAUUAGAAAUAUGUUUUAUAAAUAAUAAUUAUUCCAUCCAAAGAAUGAUGCAAUUAGAAACAAUACGAAAUAAUGAAAUUUUGAUGAACAUGUUUUUGUGUAAAGUAUGCUUUUGCCGUUUAUACCGUUGUUUAUUUAUUGUUCUUACUACAUGCGUAUCAGAGUUGUUUGUGUAUGUUCUGAAAUUAUUUGUUAUACUACACUGACAUCAGGUUUUAACAUUGUAUAUGUUAAUCUAUGUGUAUUCGUGCCUGAUGCACUACAGGGUGGUGAAUGCAAUUAUAUUAUAUGAUUGAAAUUAGCUUUACUUCGGGAAUAACAUUCAUUUCUUCAUUGACAGUAUAUGGUUUUUAUUAUAAAGAAUUUUGGUAUGCUUAUUUAAGAAAUAGAAAACCUCACUGAGGGCCCUAUGGCAGAAUAGUGACCAGCCAGGCAGCCCCAAAUAGUAGUAUAUGGACCGAAGCCGAAGGCCAUUGGGCCUAAAGUGAGGUUUUCUAUUUCUUAUAUUAUACCGAACAUUUGUGUGCAGAUAAAUGUCAAUAGAAAUAAAAAUUAAUAACACAAGAUAAAUUCCAUAAAUAUUUAUCUGUUACUAUUAAGUGCGCGAGUUGUCUCCUUGCGAAAGUUGGACACGGAAAAAUUCGCUUCUUUAUACACAAUUCAUUUUUAUUGUAAAGCAUUUUACAUAUUGAUAUACAUCUUAUAUAAAGGUAACUGAUUAUAUAACAGAAAACAUGUUGCAAAACAUUGAUACCAAAUAUGGCAUUUAAUUUUUGUAUUUUUAAAAAUGAUCUGCAGUUGUAAAAAGGCAGUAUUUUGAACUUCUUUGUAUAGCCAAACAUCAUAAAUCCUAAGUUUUAUAAUCAACGUUUCACUUGUAAAGCCCAGUUUGUUUUUUCCGGGAAUAAAAGACCAUCAUUAGCAUCAUAUUAUUGACAAUUUUGAUAUAUGUUUUAUCAUUAUGACACAAACAAGUAAUUUUGAUCCAAAAUGUAUUUAUAUUGACCAUAUGAAAAUGUUUAAAGGCAUUCGGUCUAAUUCACCAUAAACAAUAUUAUUCUAAGUAGACAGUUUUACUCCGAGUACAUUUUUUAAAUAAGUGUUAUUGCGUUCUGUCUAAGACCAUAGCAUUUGAAAAACUCCAGAUCUCAGAUCCAUAGUUUAAAACUGGAACGAUCAAUUUAUCAUAUAAUUAAAUUGUGUGACUCAUUGUUAAAGUAGGGAAUUUUAAAAGACAUGGUUUUAGUUUAAAAAUCGCCUUUGCAGCUUGGCCAUUUAAAUUUUCGAUGUUUUUUAAAGGAUCCCCCUGAUGUAAAAGUAAUUCCUAAGUAUGUCAAAUGAUUAAGGAUCCCUAGCUCUUCAUUAUCGUAAGUGAAAUUCAUGUUUUGUUUUAAAAGCCCCCCCCCCUUCAUAAACACCACUACUUUCGUUUUUCUUACGUUGACGACAAGUUUCCAACACUCGCCGCAAUAAUAGUUUUUUUUAAGAAUCGAGUCCCAAUUGCAGGUUGCAUUCAUUAUCAGCAAAUAAAACGAUAUCAUCUGCAUAAAACGUUUGAAUAAAGUGAUUAAAUUAUAUUGUGUAUGUUAUCUCUAAUACCAAUUUUGCGUUUUUAUACCUAGCUUUUUCGAGAUUUGUAGUGAUUUCUCUUACUCAUAAAUACAUUUCCUAUUUACCGAUUUUGAUCUGAUUUGUCAGCUCUAAAAUUAUUUAAGGACGAGUAUAAUCUGUUCCUACAUUCUUCGCAUUACUCAUCAAACCACAAUUUUUUUUGACAAUCAAUAAUACUGUUUUGUUAUGAUUAUGAUUUAUAUUUUGAUUAAAACAGAGUCCCAUAUAUUUUUUUUGAACUGUUGAUAAAAAAGCAUUUAAAUUGUGUUCAAUACCAGAAAUAUCAUUUACAUCAUGUAAUUGAGUUACUAAAUUUCUUAAGCUAAUUUGAAAAAUUUGAUCAUGUAUGCUAUUCAAAUACUGCUCCUUUUUAUCAAUAUCCCAUUUAUAAAAGCUUAAUUCGCUUGAAUCUUGGCUUAAAAUAUCAAUUUUAGGAGUAUUAACACUAAACGAUAUCAUACAUCAUAAAAUGGUUAAACAAUUCAAAAAAUGUUGUUCACAUAAUACAUAAUAAACUACGCUCGCACCACAAUCUUAAGUACAUGUAAAUUUACCAAUGACGGCAUCAUCACCUACUCUACCAUUAACUACUUUAAAGCCAAUAUGAAUGGUAAUUGUUUUGACAUAAUAAGACUGUGUUUUAACAAGUCAACACCACAUAUUGACAAGAUAUCGCGACGGGUUGACAUAAUAAGACACCAUGUAAAGAAGACAGUAAGAAAUGUAACAACGUUAGACAGCUAUGGCGUUCCAUAAAAACAUUGUUUUAGUAACUUCUUGUACAAAAUGUAAAUGGUUAAACAUGAGAAAAUCUAUGAAUGGCUGGUACUCUUUUUGCAUAAACUGAAAUUUUGUGUAAAUCAUAGGUUUAAUUGGGAUAAUUGUUAUAUAUGGGAUUAGUACACUUGCAACGAGUUUCUUAAUAUGUUCGUUGCCAUCUUCAAAAUUGAGUAACACUCAAGUUUGUAGCAUAAGGAUUUAAAGGUGUUUUACACAUUAAUAACAAACAAUUAUUUCUUAAUCAUAUGUUUAUACUUUACUGUAACCCAUGUCACUCUUGAGCCUUUUAAUAUUCCCAAACAAAUGCUUCAGUCAGCAGAAAAGGAACUUGAUUGAUUGUUCAGUAAACUUUAUAGGCAUGUGAAUUAACUAAAUAAAACGCGUAUUGUUGAUAGUGGUUGGCUACUUUUUUGUAUCUCAAAACUGUAAAUACCUGACUGUAAACGGACUUUUUUGGUAUGAUAUGCAUGGUAGUGUGUAGAACUUUGAACAAUGUUAAGGAUCUAUUUUUUUUUCAAAAUCUUAUAACAUGUCAAAUUGAAAUUUUAGCAUUGCAUCAUAAAUAAAAGUUCAGCUUCUUUAUGGUGAACAGAAAUGUCUAUGGUACAUGUAUAUUUUCAAAUUGUUGUUAUUGUUGAUGUGCAUUAUAUGCUAUGAAUACUAUCAAUAUUAAUAUUGUUUAUUAUGAAUACCAUGCUUUCAAAUGAAAUACAUGCAAAUACAUAGGGGUAAAAUUAGAUAAUCACAUCUCACAUCUUACAUGCGUGCAUUGAAAAUCAGAUAAUUUCCAUUGUUAGUAAUUUUUUUUGAUGGAAUUUACUGUUACUGAUUUAUAUCGACUUACAGGUGAAUUAGUCGGUGUUGGUGAUACAUUUAUUUGUUAAAUUGACAAUAUUUGUAACAAGAUGAUGGAGAUUGUAUGUAUAUAUAUAAUGUAUAAGUAUAUGUAGAUGCACACAACAAAGCAUAAACACAUGUUCUUGAUUCUUAAAUAAGGUGCCUUUUUCAAACUUACUAUGUCAUUGUUGAACUCGUGUUGUAUGUGAGUCUCUGUUUAUCUUUUCCAGUCUGUGUUCUUCAUAUCACUUGCUUGAAUCUUGUUAUGUAUGAGGAUUAUGUCUACAAUUUGGACUGUGAUAUUGUUAAUGUCUUUUAAAAGCUGUUUAUUUCCUUGCAAAUGAGUGAUAAAUUUAUUUCAGUUUGAUUGUUGUUGUUAUGAGAAUAAAACAAUAUUUCAAACGAA
Dreissena polymorpha is the source of this 4719-nucleotide messenger RNA. RefSeq lists its product as uncharacterized. The record is from RefSeq and is a predicted model, not a curated record. Bases 220 to 843 code for a protein of 207 amino acids. NCBI's taxonomy places the organism in Eukaryota, Metazoa, Mollusca, Bivalvia, Myida, Dreissenidae. The transcript is spliced from 8 exons.